Esox lucius (northern pike) is the source of this 6301-nucleotide messenger RNA. RefSeq names its product transcription factor 3b (gene tcf3b). Bases 555 to 2600 code for a protein of 681 amino acids. Gene Ontology annotation, molecular function: RNA polymerase II cis-regulatory region sequence-specific DNA binding; DNA-binding transcription factor activity, RNA polymerase II-specific; protein dimerization activity. The record is from RefSeq and is a predicted model, not a curated record. NCBI's taxonomy places the organism in Eukaryota, Metazoa, Chordata, Actinopteri, Esociformes, Esocidae. Gene Ontology annotation, cellular component: transcription regulator complex. Gene Ontology annotation, biological process: regulation of transcription by RNA polymerase II. The transcript is spliced from 21 exons.
CUAAAAGGCGUAGUCCUUCGGAGCUCUUUUAUUUUGAAGAGUGUACAUUAACUGUUGACCACCGACAUAACAUAAAGUGUUACUGCAUACAUUUAAGUAGUUAUAAAUCAUCGUCGUUAUUUUCCAAGGGGAAAACGGUUACAUUUCUAUUUACGCGAUCUCUAUACGCGUUUGAAAUUGGACACCGCUGGUUUUGAGGCCCUCAUUUCAUGCGGAGGGAUACGUUGCUUCUGACAAUGUGGACGGAGGUGGUUAAGAUGUCUACUAGAAGAAUGAAAUCAUCUCAAUUGUAACAACAAAAAGGAGGACGUGAGAUUAAUAACUAGAUAUUGUUUGGAUGCAGACUAGUUACAUUAUACUAAUGACUUAGGUAGUGUAACAACAAGGUUCUGGAGGAAUAAGGAAGACCUCUACAGCGAUCCAAUGCGUUUCACGCGCUGAGGUUGAAAUUCUCUUAAGUUUUAUGUUUUUUUUCCCCUGCGAGACUCAGCCUUUCUUUUUACUGUUGGAUGCCAGACAUUUGAAGAUUAAAGGGUUGUUAGAGACUGAGGGGCAUGAACGAGCAGCAGCAGCAGAGAAUGGCUGCAGUGGGAACAGACAAGGAACUCAACGACCUCCUGGAUUUCAGUGCGAUGUUUGCACCACCUGUGGCAAAUGGGAAGAACCGGCCGACGACACUCGCCAGCAGUCAGUUUGGUGGAUCAGCUCUGGAUGAUCGCAGUGGCCCUGGAUCUUGGGGCUCUGGAGAACAGAACAGCCCCUCCUUCAACCAGGGACGGGGCUAUGGAGAAGGCUCCCACUACAAUGAGCAUGAGGGCCUGUCAUCCCCCUUCCUCAGCUCAGGAAUUGGAGGUAAAAGUGAGAGGGUACCAUACACUUCCUUUGGAAGCCAGCCUGGUUUCCUACCCAGUGAUAUAGCCAUGCCCGGUCCAGAUGCCAUGUCCCCCUCUGGGCUGAAGUCUGGCUCUCAGUUCUACCCUGGGUCGUACCCCAACAACCCCAGGAGGAGGCCUCCCGAUGGUCAGCUAGACACCCAACCGAAGAAGAUCCGGAAACCCCCUGGCUUGCCAUCAUCGGUGUAUCCAUCCACAUCCGGGGAUGACUAUGCCCGUGACAAUGGAGGUUACCCUGGCACCAAACCUGGCUCCGUGUACCCAGGGGCCUUCUACAUGCAAGAGGGUCUCCACCCCUCAUCUGACCCCUGGGCUGCCUCAGGGCCUCUGGCCCAGUCCGGCUACUCUGCCAUGCUGGGUAACUCCCCCCACAUCGGCCAGCCAGGCUCCUUCUCUGCCAUCAACCCACAGGACAGGAUGGUGAGGACAGCCCCUCAAUAUAAGCGUCAACCCCUGCCUCUGUCCCCACAGAAUUACCCUCUUCAUGGCAGCGAUGUGAACGGCAGUCUCCCGCCCGGCUUUCACUCUGGCUCUGGAAGCUACAACCACACGACCUCCAUCAACGGCGCAGACGGCAUCAUGGCCAACAGAGGCACUACGGCAGGGAGCUCAGGAGAUGAGAUUGGGAAGGCUCUUGCGUCCAUCUACCCCUCGGACCAUAACAGUAACAACUUCUCCUCCACACCCUCCACUCCAGGCGGCUCCCCCCAGGGAAUUGCAGGAGCUGCGUCUCAAUGGCCACGACCUUCAGGGCAGUCUGCCCUGUCGCCCACCUAUGAAGGCCAACUGCACGCCAUGCAGAACAAAAUGGAGGAUCGUCUGGAGGAGGCCAUCCACGUGCUGCGUAGCCACGCUGUUCAGGGCCCGCCCGGCCUGGCUGGAGGAGCGCAUUCUGACAUGCACAGCCUGCUGAGCGCCGUGUCGUCUGCCCACAACGGCAGUCUGGGAGGCAUCUCACAGGCCUUCUCCAACGCUGGCCUGGCCCUCAGCAACAGACACCCUGCCAUGGGAGGGAACCACCAUGAGGAGCCCAGCGGUCUUCCCCCCAGCAGCACGCUGCUUCAUGGGCACCAUGCCUCCGGACCUCCUCAGUCCACCGGACAACCAGAGGGCUUCACCAGCCUGCCGGGAAGCGUAGCCCGUUCCACACACUCAUCCAGCGGCUCUGACAUCAAGAGGGAGGACAAGGAGGAUGACGAGAAUUCCUCCAUUGCUGACAAAUCUGAGGAUGAGAAGAAGGAAACCAAACGCAUCCGAGCGAGAAAGGAGGCGUUGACCCUCCAGAUCCUCUCUGGCCUCUCAGGCCUGUCAGACCCGGGAGAUGAUCCAGAGGAUGAGGACGAUGAGGACCUUCCUCCUGAGGUAAAGGUAGAGCGCGAGAAAGAGCGGCGAGUGGCCAACAACGCCCGUGAGCGGCUGCGGGUGCGAGACAUCAACGAGGCUUUCAAGGAGCUGGGCCGCAUGUGCCAGCUGCACCUCAGCAACGACAAACCUCAGACCAAACUGCUCAUCCUGCAUCAGGCCGUCAACGUCAUACUCAACCUGGAGCAGCAAGUCAGAGAACGCAACCUGAACCCUAAAGCGGCGUGUCUGAAGCGGCGGGAAGAAGAAAAGGUGUCUGGGGUGGUCGGGGACUCACCCAUGCAGCUCUCAGGAGGCCAUCCCGGGAUGGGGGGAGAUGGCCAUAACCCAGUCAGCCAUAUGUAAUACCAGAUAUGGUGGAAUUCCCUUGGCUCUCGGAAGGUGUGGCCUUAAUCUCCUCUUCCACCCAUUCUUCUCAGUGUGUAUGUGUGUGUGUGUGUGUGUGUGUGAGUAUGUGUACAUAUACUGAAGUGUCUGUGUAUUGUCAAAUUCAGUUUCAACACGCACAUUCACACACCCUUAUCCAGACAUGCAUACCUGCCAAAACUGACACAGACAAUUUGCCGCACUCCUGACCAUGACUACCAGCGCAAAUGUGAAAAACUUUUGUGUUUUCUACAUAUAUUUUUGGCUUCCAUUACAUGUUGGAACACCGGAGUACUAGUGUCCAGCCACAGAUGGGACUUAAUACACUGCCGAGAGGUGCUCUGGAAAAAGACAGAAGCCUGACAAAUGUAAUCAAGGAUUUGUGCCUAAUUGUUACAUGUUUUGUAUGAGACAUUUAAGCAAAUUGCUUAUGUGUGCGGAACAUUUUCUUUAGGGGUUGCUUAUAUGUAUGAGCAUAUUGUUUUUUUUUUUGUUGUUUUUUUUUUAAGUGUAGAUUUGUCAUUCCCAGCUUAAUGGUACAGUCUUACAUAUGCUAUGUAACCAAAUCCAUGUGAUAGUGGACAUGACCUACGUUGGGGGUCAGUUGCCGUCCCACCCUGUGGACCCCGGGCCCUGUGAGUCGAGGCACGGAGAGGCUGAUGGGGGAGGACCCUCACCUGUGUAGUUGGGAGUCAUAGAAACAAUUGUUCUCAAAGCCUGUUCUUCCAUCCGUAAACAAUGCAAUUCAGACUGCUAUUGUUCCAGUAUCCAGUAAGUGUAGGUUCAUCGGGAGACAGGUUUAUCUGGCAGGGGGUGAAGAGGACAGUUCAGUUUUACAGCACUGAAGGGUAGGUUUCAUCCUCCAUCUCACCCCUGAUUCAAAGCCUAUUGUUGAUACCGUCAGAAACUAGAGAGAUGCUCUCUGAAAGCUAACCAGCCUGGUCUCAUGAGGCUGGAGGCUUGGUUUGGAAAACUGAUGGGCAAGUUAUGGCCGUAUUGUGUAAUGCCACCCUCUGAGUUUUAAAUCAGUUUACCCAAUACUAAUGCCCUUUAAGGACACAAACCUGGUGCUUUAGCCCCUGCGUUGUCAUUCUGUAAAGACUAACACUAGGUUCCAAUGUGCGGAUGUGGGAUCAACAGUUGAUCCCCUUAAUGAAAUGCCAUUUUAAUACCAGAAAAGCCACUGCAAUUUAUAAGUUAUGUUUUCUGUUCUUAAAAUUGAAGCUUUGAGCAUUCCCAAUGAACAAUCUGACCCUCCUGCUGUAUAGCCCUAACUAUUCUAAAAAUGUCUACUUAAUUAGACAUCUCAAGCAUACAUAAAUCUAAGGAUAUUGUUUCCAGUGGAGUAAAAUUAAAUAUAUUUUUUGGUUAGUCUAUACAUUGUAGAUUUUUUUUUCUUCCUUUUUUUUUUUUUUUAAAUAAAUGACUAUUAGUUUGAAGUUUUGUGUUUUGUAGUUGAGCAAAAUGAAAAGAUGAUAUUUCAUGUAUUUUCCAUAUAAACUCAAAUUGGACUGUCAGCUUUGCCAUUGGUGAGGAAUGCUAAGCGUAAGCUCGGGAAGAAACGGACAAAUGGGGUCAGUUGUAGGCUUAAUUAUCAUUAUGUAUUCAGUGGCUAUUAGGCUGUCAGUCUUUCUUGGAUCCCUUUUUGCUGCGUUUGACGAAGGGGUAAAGUGGCCUAAUAUUAUUAAUGUCCCAUUGUAGAAAUGACAACAAAAAUAGUAAGGAAGGUUUUUGUCUGUUACCCAAAUGAAUUAUUUAUUUUCAAAUGGGAAUGUGUGGAUGGAGUUCAUGCCACUGACUGUUCUAUUCAAGUGUUCUUACUGAAUGGUUGUGUGGCUUCACAAGGCAAAGUCUACGAAAACAGGCUCUGUCUCGAACAGUAAUUAUGCAACUGGUUUUGAAUGUAACAUUCAAAUGUGGAUUGCCUUCAUUUUCAAGUAUGUACCCAGGUUUUGUCCGUUGGUUCAAUGUUAUUUUUGAUUUCAAACGUUCCGUUCUCUGCACUCUUCCAUGUGGUUGUCAGUGUACAGCUGUCUUGUUUUUUCUUUGGAGGCAAAAGUUUGUUUGUAAGAUAGAGGAUGGUCUGGGGGAGAAACAUCAGUGUUAAUUCCUGUGAUACGUUAAGAUCAUGGCCUCUGAAUUGGUAUAGAACCAACAUCUAACCACAGGGGCAGAACUGUGCAUUGUUACCUGUUGGUCAUAGUAUUGAGAAGGAUUUAAGUUUACUUUGUAGAAAACAGGAGAAAAGAAAAAAAAAAAGACAGUUUCAAAUCAAUAGUGUGGCCUUUUCAUUCUCAAGACUAAAGAUGUCCUUUUUGGAGAAUGAUGCCUUAUCAGUGCCUAAACUUGUAUUUUCAUUAACUAUAAAGACAGUUUUCUCUUAAACCAUAACAUUUCAUGUAUCGCCAAUAUUAGAGGAUCGGGUGCACCCCCCCCCCACCCCCCCUCCCCAUUUCCUCCCCUUUUCACUUUUCAGGAAGAAGUUGAAAAUGGAAAAAGGAUUGGCUUUUUUCAAUGUAUCUAGUUAAAUAAACAUUUAAACUUUAUGUAGAUUUCAUUAGUUAUUUUUUCCCCCCAACUGGAUUUGACCAUUUGUCCUGACUACUGUUUAGUUGUGGCCAUAGGUUCAGGUCCUGGCAUUGUUUGUUUACCCCCAUUAAUAAACCACUCAACACUACCGGGUUUUAUGAAAUGCUCGUUUCUGCCCUUGUGAUCUGCUUUUUUAAAGCAACUCAAAAUGUCAAUAUAUGGCUUCAGCUUUGUAGUGGGGGGCUGUGUUAUUUUGAGCCAUGAUAACUGGAGCUUCUUGUCAUUAGAUCUAGAAAACCCUUUUCUGUGUUAAGGAGUGAGUGCAAGUCCUAUGCUGCAGUGAUGGACUGUCAUUUAUGACCGUUUCCUUUGCUUUAAGGCUUUGCCUCUUUCUGAUUUCCAGCUCCUUAUUGACUUUGACAGUGACUUAUUGUAAGAGGUAUUUAUGUACUUCUUCAAAAAGUUUAAGAUUUUCAUCUCUAUGAUUACAAGGUUAAAUGUGUACUAAAUAUUGCAGAUUUAGAAAAAUUACUGAUCUGAUUUAUUGUCAUUGUGUAUUCUGUGAACAUCCCACAAUGACAAUGUACAAUCUGUAUUCUGAGUUGUUGGAUAGGGGAAAAGAUGGAGGGUCUUUUUUUUUUUUCAUGACCUGAAUAUUGAUACAGGCCCUGUUUUGAUUACUUGUGGGUCCACCUUUCCCUGUCUAAAGACAUAACUGGAUAGUGUAUUGUCCACCUGUUAAGGUGUGAUUAUGGAUAGAACCUAAUUAGAUGUUUGGUGUAUGAGAGGAUCUUCCACCUGCAAAAUUAUUUCAGACCAUAGAAAAUUCAAGGAAGAGGGCACUAUGUUUUUAAAGUAUUCAAAAAGGGCAACUCAUUCACUGCUACAGAGCCUGGCGUUUUCCACCUGCAGCGAGGACACAAUCAAGACUGAGCUGUGUCUUCAGAGUGCCUCCAGUCCCAAUCUCCUUUGGUAUUUUUUUAUAUAUAUAUAAAGUAGUUAUUGAGAACUGUCCUGUAUAUAACAGUAAUGUAGCAAUAAAUGUGCCAUUUUUAAUAACAGAAUUAUACCUUUUUCAAUGUCUGGCUUUUGAAUCUUGUAUACAUAAAAGGAAAAUAAAGGAAAACAUUGUAAUAAAGGGUUUUAUCAUA